GCUACCCUCAUUAUAUGUCCCGCCGGUGUUCAGCUUCCCUUUCUCUGGUUUUCCAUUUUGUGGGAGCGCUGAUCGCCGGAACCCUAAACCUCGCCGAAACUUGGGCGAUCCUGGUGAGAAGGCGGGUGACUUGGAUCAAGAGAAGCUUCCGACUGGAAGACUUAGGAGGGGGAGUACCACGUUGAGCUUUUCUAGAUCUUGCUCUCUUUCUUCAUCUCUGCAGCCCUUUAUCUUCAGCCCACUGGAAGCUAUGGCAGGAGUAGUUCAGAAGUUCUUUCUUACAUCCAUAAUCAUGUGGAUGGUUCCAAUCGCUAUAAUCUAUGGUUUUAAUCAUCAUAUAUUUCCUGGUUCCAGUCAGCUCUCAUCAUCAUCCCAGACGCUUAUAAGUGGAUUUCUCGCUGUGAUAUCUGUGAAUUUUGUUAUUGCAUUAUACAUCAUUAUGGCCAUGAAGGAACCAACUAAUCAGGAGCCCCAGCCAGAUCCAACCUUCUUAGCUGAAGCCAGAAGGAGCAUAACCCAACCUUCUGGUUCAAUGGCCAGUGAAACUUCUGAAACCCGUGAUAAGGUGGAGUAAAGAAUUAUCAUGAUGUUGCCUCUGCUUUGUGUUGGCUGAGGUCAAAUCCCAUUGAGAAGAUACAUAUUGUUUUUGAGCUCAUCAGCAUUACCUGUAGUUUUGAAUGGUCAGAUCUGCACCUUGCCGUGCCCAAUGUUGGUGAUUACAAAGGGCAAUCUUAGGAUGAGAGCUUUGACCUGAAAAACGGCUUUUUCAACAGUUCCCCUUGAACUGUUUUUCUGGCAAUGGUUUACUGUGCUCUCUACAAAUUCAUUAUUUCAAUCUCUGAUAUUUGGUUUGUGCUCAAGAUAUAUGAGCCAUUUAUUUACUAAAGUUUUAUAUCAAAGUUUUGUGAAUCAAAUGAGUUGACUGGCGAUAUGAGAACUAUUGUAGAAAGCUUAGCUGGAAUCUUCCCAUGUGCUACUGUGCAUUAAUGCAUGUAGUUUUACGUGCAGUCUACUGCCAUUUCCAGCCAAAGAGUUUUUAUUUCUUUGAGGCAAAUGCUCUGAUGAUUGAUUCAUUCUGCCAACUAUUUUCAAGUUCUUCAAUGUCUACAAGCACCAGAU
Dioscorea cayenensis subsp. rotundata (Guinea yam) is the source of this 1119-nucleotide messenger RNA. RefSeq lists its product as uncharacterized. The coding region runs from base 251 to 574 and encodes 107 amino acids. Gene Ontology annotation, biological process: vacuolar proton-transporting V-type ATPase complex assembly. The transcript has 3 exons. Gene Ontology annotation, cellular component: endoplasmic reticulum membrane. Lineage: Eukaryota; Viridiplantae; Streptophyta; Magnoliopsida; Dioscoreales; Dioscoreaceae. The record is from RefSeq and is a predicted model, not a curated record.